This is a messenger RNA of Scutellospora calospora, 123 nucleotides long. Lineage: Eukaryota; Fungi; Glomeromycota; Glomeromycetes; Diversisporales; Gigasporaceae. The record is from the annotation of a GenBank genome assembly.
CAGUACUUCAAGUUUCUAAUUUAUCUGAUAUACAAAAAAAUCAAAAGAAAGAACUAUUGCAGAACAAGCCUGAAGGGCAAACUAAGGAUUAUAGCUCAUCAAGCUUAUUUUCAAAGAAAAUGG